GACGUGAUAAACCAAGAUGGCGAUGCCAUAUUGGAGCAGGGCGAAUUCACAAAAAAAACCGGCGUCGUGACUCGUAUUCGUAUCCCUUGUCGUAUCAUUGCUCCAUUAUUUCGGAACUCUUUUAUUUUAUCUCAUUGAGUGAAUUGACAUUUGCGUCCAAUAAAUUAUCAGAAAAUUUAUUCACAAAGGACUGAAGAAAAAUUGGAAGAAUGUCAAACUACAAGCCAAAUGAAUCUAAGAGGGAGGAGUUCAGGAGGUAUUUGGAGCGUGCUGGGGUGCUAGAUGCCCUGACGAAGGUCCUCGUGAUGUUGUACGAGGAGCCUGAGAAGCCUGACGAUGCUUUGGAAUUCAUUCGUAAACACCUGGGAGGAAUAACAGAAGCCACUCUCGAGGUGGAGAGUCUCGAGAAGAAACUGGAGGACGUUGAGGCUGAGAACAGAGAGCUCAAAGCAAAACUAGCUAAACUGGACAUCAGUGGUGACGAAUAGACUGACCAAAAACCUAGAUGAUACGAUUAAAUCAUUCCGAGCCUAGUCUUAUUUUUAAACACAAAUGGUCCAUCCAACUUUGUGCCUUAAUAGUAUUAAAUUCCAAAUGUUUGGAAAUUUCCCCAUGAGAUUCCAAAAUUUAUCAUUAGUAUACGUCGUAGACUCAUUCGUUCAAUUUGAGGAUCACUCGUGGAUUUUUCCACUCAUGUCAUUGGCUUCUCAUUGGGAAAUUUGAUAUCCUUAGACGAGAGAAAGUACAAAGUGUUGAAGUUUCUUAACAUUGAAAAAUAUAUAUGAACUGGCCAAUUAUUAUAAAAUGAUAUAUAAAUAAAUUUUCAUAUUGAUCGUGUAAAGUACUCCAAUUUCGUUCAAAUUAUUUCAUAAUACAGUGCAUGAGAAUUUAGACAGUUAAUUAUUUAUUAUGAAUAUUAUGUCGUCUUUGCUGCUUGUCUCCUCGUGACGUCCCAAUUGUAAACACGAGCCAUAUUAACAUCAGUUAUUGUGAAUUCAUCUCUCGCAAAGUCUGAGAAGCCUGACAAUGCU
Messenger RNA from Diachasma alloeum, 1031 nucleotides. Its product is annotated as c-Myc-binding protein. Gene Ontology annotation, cellular component: nucleus. The record is from RefSeq and is a predicted model, not a curated record. Lineage: Eukaryota; Metazoa; Arthropoda; Insecta; Hymenoptera; Braconidae. Gene Ontology annotation, biological process: regulation of DNA-templated transcription. Gene Ontology annotation, molecular function: transcription coactivator activity. The coding region runs from base 210 to 488 and encodes 92 amino acids. The transcript is spliced from 3 exons.